GGGCGGAGGGGUUUAAUGGAGCAAAGUGACAGGGUUUUGGAGUACUGCCAUUUUUCUCUCUCUCUCUCUCUCUCUCUUCUCCUCUUUGUGUUUUUCCCUCUCUGAUCGAACCACUGAUAAAAGCUAAGCGCCUUGAGAAAAAGACUGGUAUUCUGCUUUCUGCUCACACCGAACAAACCAUGGCUUACGUCGAGAGAGGCAAUUAAUUAUAUCUCAAAUUUCAAGACUCAAGUGUGUGAAGCCAGCAUUGUACACAACAGCUUUAUUUAAAGGUGUUCUUAAGGCAGGAAAGAAUAAUGGGUUCUGUUAAACUGCAACUUCCGUUGCCUAAAAAUGUUGAUGGAGUGACCCUGGAUCCAAACCCUGAUUGGAGCUUUGAUGCUUUAUUGGUCGAGCUUAACUCGAUAGAGAAGAAGCUCAAUGGAUCAUCGAAAUUUCCAAUACCUUUUACCAAAGCAAAAUCUCGAGAACUCUCGGCUUCAAAGAAUAAUUCUCGGAGAGGCUUUAUUAUGCAAGUGUCUGAUGACGACAUGGAGGAUUUGGAAAGAGACACUAAGGAUGAAGUUGGUGAUCAUUUUGUUAUGGGGGGAAAACGUUUUGCCUGUGACGAAAUCUAUCUGAGUGAUAGCGACCAUUCUGAAGAAGGCCUGGGCAUUGAACUGCAACAUGAUCUAAUGGAUAAAGUGGGAUUAGUAGAAAGUGCUUUAUCUGAAUUAGCUCAUGAGCACCAGCUUACUAUUGCGGAGGAAAUGAGAGAUCAACUUUCAGCACUUGAAGCUGAGUUAAUGGAUGAAAAUGAGAAGCUUGCCUCCACACUUGAACGGGUUGAGAGAAAUAUUGAAGCUCAAAGGGAAAUGAACAGAAAAUUUGACAUGCAGUACCAACGUAAAAUUGCAGAAGCACUUGAUGAUCACCUAACUGCUGUACAAAGGGAUCACGAACACAGAUCCCAAAUUGAAGAAAGGAGAAUAAGAGAUGAUGCAGCUCGUGAAGAAGCCAAGAGGAAGGAAAAAGCACUUCAAGAAGAAAAAGCCCGGCAAGAAAUGAUCAGAGCAGAAGCCAAGGUGCAGGCUAGGCUGGAAGCUGAAAGAGUUGAACAGGAAAAAGCCACAGCUCUGGAAGCUGAGAGGAAAGCAGCAAAAGAAGCUGCAGCUGCUGUGGAGAAGAAGGCAUCUGAGUCAUUGAUGAAUGCUCCUUCGGAGGCUAACAAGGUUCCAAAGGAAGUCACUAGUCAUAAACAUUCAGCAGCAGGAAAUACAAUCAGGGUGUCAGAAAAUGCUCAAAAGCUGGAGGAGAAAAGAUUGAUGAUUUACAAUGAAAUAGCUUCACAGAAUGAAGCACUGGGAUUGGGUUCUAACAAGGCUUACCGAAAAUAUGAAAUGGAAAUAGCCAGACGAAUCAGAACUAUCACUGGUACAAAAGAAAAUGUCAGAGUGAAAGCAGAUGAAUUAAUUAAGCUAAUGAGUGAUCCAACAUGUCCACAAUCCAUCAGCAUUGCGAUGUUUGCACAGAAGGUUGUGUCCCUGUGUGUGAACCCGACAGGAAGCUUUAACAGUGCCGUCUAUGCGUAUGGUCGUGUAAUUGUCCUUGUUACUUCAAAGGUCUCUCUUGCCAUGGAUGUUCUCAUAGGCGAGUUGAAUAAAGUUUGCAUUUACGCAGUUCCUAAGUACAUUGUUUACUCAGAGGCAGCAUUUCAGACAAAAGAAGCUUAUUAUAAAGCUAUUGGCUAUGCAGAGGAAGAUGGGAAGAUAGAAAGUACUGAUAGUUAUGUGGAUCGCUUAAGUGCAUACAUGAAAUUAUAUGGUGCUCUUGUUCAGACUGAAGUUGAAGGCUGCCAAAACUUGCAUGGCCUCAGAGAAGGUUGGGCAUGGAUAGCCAGAUUCUUAAAUGUUCUCCCAGCAAAUUUAUAUACUGCAGCUGCCUUGCAGGCUUUUCUUGAAAUGGCAGGUUUUGCUCUACACAAAAGAUAUAAGACACAAUUCAGAAAGAUGUUGGAUAUCAUUGCUAAAGAUUUUCUAACUGCAUUGAAAGAUCGAGGCGAUGCAAAGUUGAACAAGGUGAUUGUGAAUAUCCGAAACUAUAUAGAGUCAAAUCAGUUCCUGAAGGAACCUGAAGGAUGGCGCCUCAGGAGUAACUUGGAAUCACACAAUUUCACUCCAGAGUCGGAUCAUCAACAGCAAUAUGGUUACCAACAGAAUAACUACUAUCGCUAGUUCUGUACUGUAGAAAACUUUUGUCCCUUCUUCUUUUCCUUGAGUUACUGAAAAUCUGUUCAAGUCCAAUGAUAUCAGUAAGAUACUUUGUUCCCAUAAUUUGAAUAUGUAGCUCCUGUACCAUUUGUAUAUCGGUAACGAUUGUAAAAGGAAGUUGUGUACCUCUAUUUCUACACUUCUA
Molecule: messenger RNA, 2394 nt
Organism: Nicotiana attenuata
Lineage: Eukaryota; Viridiplantae; Streptophyta; Magnoliopsida; Solanales; Solanaceae
Product: protein GLE1
Exons: 16
Coding region: 297-2213 (638 amino acids)
Biological process (GO): regulation of translational initiation; poly(A)+ mRNA export from nucleus; regulation of translational termination
Cellular component (GO): nuclear pore cytoplasmic filaments; nuclear pore; cytoplasm
Molecular function (GO): translation initiation factor binding; inositol hexakisphosphate binding; phospholipid binding
Source: RefSeq, a predicted model, not a curated record